UCAUCUGUUUUUGAAAAGAAACCAAUAAAUAUUAUCAUAUUUAAAUUUCAUCUUCAAAAUUUAGCAUUAAAAGUCAUUUGGCAACCAAAUCUUUCAAAUUAAUCCAAAUUUUAAUCACUAACAAGAUGUUGAUGCAAUCAAAUGGAAUAAAGCAAUUGUUCACAUAGAGUUCGGUACCAGUGUGUGUCAACAAAAGCAGAAGAUACAACAACAACAACAACAACAACAACAAGAAAAACAAAACAAAAAUGAACAAUAUACCGCAAAGUAAACACUAUAAUUUAACACAUUACCAACAGCGCUACAACUGGGAUUGCGGUAUAUCCUGCAUAUUGAUGAUAUUGUCCACCGCACAGCGCAAACAGUUCCUCAACAAUUUCGAGAGCAUCUGCAAGGAGGAGGGCUUCGGCGUCAGCACCUGGACAAUUGAUCUAUGCUAUCUUCUGCAGCGCUACAAUGUGCGACACGAGUACUAUACUCAAACACUUGGAAUCGAUCCUAACUACAAGAAGCACAUGUAUUAUACGCGCAUUAUUGACAAGGACGAGAGGCGCGUGCUGCGUCGCUUCAAGGAAGCCAAGGCGCGUGGCCUCAGCGUCGAGAAGCGCACAGUGGGCAUGCCUGUAAUCGUUUCGCAUUUGGCGCGUCAUGGGCCAAUUAUAUUACUGACAAAUGCCUCGCUGCUUGUCUGCGAGAUCUGCCGCAAAACAAUACGGGACAGAUUUGGGUAUGCGGGACACUAUGUGGUGCUCUGCGGCUAUGAUAUAACCACGCGUAAGCUGUUUUAUCACAAUCCGGAAGUACGCGACGGUCAUGUUUGCCGCUGCUUUUCUGGUGCAAUGGACAACGCUCGUGUUGCCUUUGGCACCGAUCAGGACAUCAUAUUCAUUUAUGAGAAGACGAAUCGCAAAAAGUAGAUAUCAAGUGCUCGGCGAUGCCAUGGCCGAUGCAGUAGUACCUGCCCAGCAGUUUCCAGAGUUGUUGUUGUUAUAUGGAGCUGCGCGCCUAUGUGAUAUUUUUAUUAGGCAUGGGAUCUGAUUCUGCUAGGCUGGGCCUCUCGCCUCAAGUAUCUAAAGAUUGCGUUGCCGCAGUUUUCACCAGCUAACUAUUAUUAUAUAUAUUUUUAUAUUAUAUUAAAUAUAAGCUACGAUUUUUUUAUAUUUUUUCUUUUCUUUUGUUUCUGUAUUUGCUGUAAAAUUGUAACCUUGUUAGAUAAGUUGUUAUGCAUUUUAUAUGUGUUUGCUUGAGUUUGUUGUUAUAAUGUUUAUGCUUUAGUUUAACAAUUUAUUGUUAUUUAGUUUAACAGUUGGUCCCCAUUCAAAAACAACAACAA
Messenger RNA from Drosophila novamexicana, 1333 nucleotides. RefSeq names its product protein GUCD1. The transcript has 3 exons. Lineage: Eukaryota; Metazoa; Arthropoda; Insecta; Diptera; Drosophilidae. The coding region runs from base 249 to 917 and encodes 222 amino acids. The record is from RefSeq and is a predicted model, not a curated record.